AUGCAACCCUUCAUUUUCGAUCCCCCUCCACCACCUCCCCCAAAGGCCUCGGGCACUGUCGACCAGCAGCAGAGCUUGCAGAAUCAUCCAGCAGCCGCAGCCGGUGAGCAGGACACCUCGCAGCGAGGGAGAGGACGGGGCAGAGGUGGUGGUAGGGGCGCUGGACAGCGGGGUGGAGGAGGAGGGAGAGGGAAGGGAAGAGUUAGGGGAGGAAAUCUGGACUAUGGUCAGCCCACAGCUGCUGCUUCGUCUGAUCUCCUCGUGGCCCAGCAAGCAGCAACACCAAACAUCCCGCCAAUGACGUUAAAUUCCUAUUACCAAGGCUACACCCCCGACGCAAGCAUUCUCUCAAAUCCUUAUGGACAAUCACCCAGUUCGUCUAUAACCACAGCAGCUCCUGGGCUGGGCUAUGAGUCAGCGAUUUAUAACGCCGACGGUUACGCUCUGAGCAGCACGGCGCUAUUCCAGUUCCCCUCCACUACCCCAACCCCAACUCCAGCUCCACCACGCCCCCCAAACACCUCCGCCACCCAUGAACCCGACGACCUCGACGAAGAAGCCGCCUCAUCCACCACACUCCGCGCAUCCGGCGUCACAAUCCCCGGCACAACGAUCUCCCUCGACACACCCGAAGACAUCGCAGCCUGGAUCGCGGAGCGAAAGAAGAAAUGGCCGUCUGCGUCUCGUGUUGCUGAGAAAGACGCUGAAAGACAACAAAUGGUGGAGGCGCGGAAGAGGAAGGCGGAGGAGGAGGGGGUGGAUGGUGCGGGUGGUGGAGGCGGUGAUGAGGAGAGUGGUGGAGGAGCGAAGAAAGCGAGGGAUGAACGAGUGUGUGUUUUUUUCCAACGGGGACGGUGUCGCAAAGGUCGGCACUGCCACUACAAACACGAACGUGGUGGGCAAAAUCCCAACCCGACCUCCUCCGGCCCGAAUAAAGGACAAGGGCCGAAUCAAUCCGGUGGUAAGGUGGAGGCAUUUAGGAAGGGAGGAAGGAAAUCGCUGUAUGAGAGGUUGUUGGAGCAAGAUCGGGAGAGGGAGAAUGGGUUGUUGUUACAGGCGAUAUGUUUUCUGGUUGAUAAUGGGUUUACGAAGAAUUAA
Molecule: messenger RNA, 1098 nt
Organism: Saitoella complicata NRRL Y-17804
Lineage: Eukaryota; Fungi; Ascomycota; Saitoellomycetes; Saitoellales; Saitoellaceae
Exons: 1
Coding region: 1-1098 (365 amino acids)
Biological process (GO): box C/D snoRNP assembly
Cellular component (GO): nucleus
Molecular function (GO): RNA binding; metal ion binding
Source: RefSeq, a predicted model, not a curated record